UCUUAAAGCAACAUGCCCAGUUAACUAACUUCAGUCUGAGCAAACUGCUCAACAGAGACUGCUACAACGGAGGCCCUGGCCACCCUGGGACAUCGACUCUGACCCCUGCUGGAGACAGAAAUGGCUAACAAUUUUACUACUGCACUGGCAACUUCUCAGGGCAAUAACUGUGAUCUCUACGCACACCACAGCACAGCCAGGAUAUUAAUGCCUUUGCAUUACAGCCUUGUCUUCAUCAUUGGUCUGGUGGGAAACCUGUUGGCCUUGGUUGUCAUUGUUCAAAACAGAAAAAAGAUCAACUCAACCACUCUCUAUUCGAUGAACUUGGUGAUUUCCGACAUCCUGUUUACCACAGCUUUGCCCACUCGGAUAGCCUACUAUGCACUAGGCUUUGACUGGAGGGUCGGUGAUGCCCUGUGCCGGAUAACUGCCCUAUUGUUCUACAUCAACACCUACGCUGGCGUGAACUUCAUGACCUGCCUGAGUAUAGACCGCUUCUUUGCUGUGGUGCACCCUCUGCGCUACAACAAGAUUAAAAGAAUCGAAUACGCAAAGGGUGUUUGCAUAUCUGUCUGGAUUCUAGUAUUUGCUCAAACACUGCCUCUGCUCAUCAGACCUAUGUCAAAGCAGGAGGGUGAGAGGACGACCUGCAUGGAAUACCCCAACUUCGAAGAGACAGCUUCCCUCCCCUGGAUUCUGCUCGGAGCAUGCCUGCUAGGCUAUGUGCUGCCCCUCAUAAUCAUUCUCCUCUGCUAUUCUCAAAUCUGUUGCAAACUCUUCAAGACCGCCAAGCAAAACCCACUAACGGAGAAAUCUGGUGUGAACAAAAAAGCUCUCAAUACAAUUAUCUUCAUCAUCGUUGUGUUUGUUCUCUGCUUCACGCCUUACCACAUAUCAAUCAUUCAACACAUGAUUAAGAAACUCUGUUCCCCUGCUGCCCUAGAAUGCGGCCCAAGACAUUCCUUUCAGAUCUCUCUGCACUUCACAGUGUGCCUGAUGAACUUCAACUGCUGUAUGGACCCUUUCAUAUACUUCUUUGCGUGCAAAGGGUACAAGAGAAAGGUCAUGAAGAUGCUAAAGCGUCAGGUCAGUGUGUCAAUUUCCAGUGCAGUGAGGUCAGCCCCCGAGGAAAAUUCACGAGAGAUGACGGAGUCGCAGAUGAUGAUCCACUCCAAGGCUUCCAACGGAAGGUAAACGGGCACACGGGGACGCCAGCAGAGCAAGCCACAUGGUGGCCUCGGCAGACUGACUGUCCAGUUCCCAGUAUGGACUCCUUUCCACUUCCCACUGCCAGUCUGCCAGCUGACACACGGAGACCCAGGCCAGCCCCAGAGAACAACAAAAGCAAGUUCUCCUUCAUGACUGAAACGUUAUAGACACAGGAAGGCCAGCUUAGCAAGUCUCAAUGUAAAAGGAAAUGUUCCGUGUUCCUAAGAACACAGUCAUUACUAUUUCUGCCAAUAGUUUGGCAAAAGAUAAAUGACUGAUUCCACUAUACAUUAUCAGUGUAAAAAUGUCAAUACUGUAAUAUAGGAAACAUAUUUCUUAAUUUACACCUCUUUCAAUUUUAGGUUUUAUCUCCCUAGUUUUUAUUUGUUUGUUUGUUUUGUUCUGAGACAACUGUUUUAAGGAAUAUUUUGUGGGAUAAAGAACAGGAUGUAACUAAAGUAUUCAUAUGCUACUGCCAACUACCAGCAGAAGUUACAAGUGUAAUCAGCAAAAGGUGGAUGAAGAGCAAUGGUGUGAGUGCUCGUGACAACAGAGUAGUGAGAGCGUCAGGAUCUCCCCAGACACCAGGCCUGCACUUCUGGACCGCCGCUCAGAAACGGAACUCUCGAUGGAAAGCAUGUCCACAUGCUGCACUCUUUAGGAUGGGAAACUGGUAGUACCUGGUAUCUAUAUACUUAUAGAUUAGGCUAUAAGAAGUGGGGGCAGAGAGGAUUAUAAUUAUAAUCGCCAUAUUUGCCUAAAUAAAUCAGGAAGUAAAAUGCACUAUUUAUAAAUUAUGAGU
This is a messenger RNA of Peromyscus eremicus (cactus mouse), 2011 nucleotides long. RefSeq names its product G protein-coupled receptor 183 (gene Gpr183). The coding region runs from base 121 to 1194 and encodes 357 amino acids. Gene Ontology annotation, biological process: G protein-coupled receptor signaling pathway. The transcript has 2 exons. The record is from RefSeq and is a predicted model, not a curated record. Lineage: Eukaryota; Metazoa; Chordata; Mammalia; Rodentia; Cricetidae. Gene Ontology annotation, molecular function: oxysterol binding; G protein-coupled receptor activity. Gene Ontology annotation, cellular component: membrane.